Molecule: messenger RNA, 1374 nt
Organism: Ylistrum balloti
Lineage: Eukaryota; Metazoa; Mollusca; Bivalvia; Pectinida; Pectinidae
Product: equilibrative nucleobase transporter 1-like
Exons: 10
Coding region: 1-1374 (457 amino acids)
Biological process (GO): transmembrane transport
Molecular function (GO): transmembrane transporter activity
Source: RefSeq, a predicted model, not a curated record
AUGUAUGGAACACGACGUGCAGCGUUAGUCUGUGUGAGUCUGUUGGAAAUAUUUCUUUUCGGAGGAAUGCAAUUUGGAUGGCAUGCUCUUGUGUUUAUCCUAAAACAAGAGGGUUUGUUCAACACUUUCUGUGUUCCGGAAUCUGAAGGCAACUCAACUGAAUUGACGUCAAAAAGCGAGGACUGCUUCCUUCAGGAUGAACAGUUUAAUUUAGUUUUCAGUUGCGGAGUUGCUAUCUUUACGUUGGGAACGAUUGUCAACGGAAAACUCUUCCUGUCAUUUGGUAUUAAAUGGACUCGUUUGCUGUAUAUAACUUUGGCUGUAGCCGGGAUUUUAUUCCUCGCGUUCUCAUCACCAGAUAACCCUUGGUUAGUGCUACCCGGAAUUGUAUUUGUGGGCGUAACUGGUGUGGCCUUAUUGGUAUCUAACUUUAUACAGAUACCAUUCUUACUACCAAGAGGCUCAUCUAUUUACAUUGGGCUAUUGAACGGCUGUUAUGACUCGUCAGUUCUUACGUUCAUGUUUGUAAAGAAACUGUAUGAAGUUGGAGUCGAUAAAAAGUUUUCUUUUAUUGGUGUUGCCAUUUUGAUAAUCAUCAUUUCCGGUGUGUGUACACUAUUACAUCCGACACGAGAUCUAAAAGGGGGAACUGAUGCAAAGAGUUCUCAAACAAACGACGGGAAUGUUGAAAUGGACAAAGUUUCCGAGGAUGCUGUACAGACGGUACCAGAACGUACAUCCGAUAUGAAGGCAAUUAGAGACAUUCUUCGCCAUAAGCUUUUCAUUUCACAUGUUGUUUGGAUCACGUUCGUUCUGUUGAAAUACGUUUACUUUUUGGGAUCUGUGAAUAAACUGCUGGAACAACUUCUUCAUGAUGAAAGUCGAGUGAGCUACUUCUCCGAUGUCAUGACAUUCACAUUGAUUGGCAGUUUGGUUUCAUCAUUCAUCGCCGGUUAUACAAUACACGCAAUGGAGAAACUUUUUACAGGUAAUAUGAGGAUGGUGAUACCACUUGCCGUGACAUCAUCUUUGGCUAUACUUUUGUCAGCACUGGCUUUUGUACCAACAGCCGAUAUCCUCUACGUUGAUUUCAUCAUAUUGACAUUUCUCCGGUCUUUCAUAUACACUACCAAUAUGGAGUUCAUCAGAAUCACAUUCCCUUUGAAAUACAGCGGCAUGAUAUUCGGAUUUGUAAUAGCUAUAUCUGGAAUUCUGACCAUAACACAAUUUGGUCUUUUUGCAUGGACGGAGAAAUACGGUGAUGCCAUGAUGCAUGUGAACUUGUUCCUGUUAUGCCUGUCAACAGUCUCCCUGUUACAUCCAAUCAUCGUCUUUCAUAGUUACAGACGCCAGAAUCAAAGUUACAACCUGUAA